Drosophila grimshawi is the source of this 5013-nucleotide messenger RNA. RefSeq names its product box A-binding factor. The coding region runs from base 153 to 4397 and encodes 1414 amino acids. The record is from RefSeq and is a predicted model, not a curated record. Lineage: Eukaryota; Metazoa; Arthropoda; Insecta; Diptera; Drosophilidae. Gene Ontology annotation, molecular function: RNA polymerase II cis-regulatory region sequence-specific DNA binding; zinc ion binding; DNA-binding transcription factor activity, RNA polymerase II-specific. Gene Ontology annotation, biological process: positive regulation of transcription by RNA polymerase II; cell fate commitment; negative regulation of transcription by RNA polymerase II. The transcript has 7 exons.
ACUCGGACACGUACGGUAAUCAGCGCGGAUCAUUUACAACUUGUGCGAGGAGCUUGCCUACAAAAAUAUUCGAUUCAUAAGGCUUGAAUGCUUAGCGCUGCGAUCGAGUGUGCUUACGCGACUGUAUACAGUACAGUGAGCUUUGGCUAACUAUGACCAAGACUAGCAAGGCGAAGGAAAAAGUUAAGAGUAGUAGUGCCGCAAUGCCGCGCGUUCCGAGCAAUUUACUGGCGAAUGCCGCCAAAAUGAAGAUCACCAAAGCGCUGGCCAAUGCCAAGAAGCAAGCAGUGCAAAAAGGCGCUGGCGACAAGGCAACAGGAUCAAAUGCAGCUGCAGCAGCUACAGCAGCAACAACAGCAGUAGCAACAGCAGCUUACACUCACCAGGCGGUCGUUGUGAAAGAGACGGCAAUAGAGGCAGCGCAGGAGAACGGCGCCGCUCAAAGGCAGCAAGCAGCGACGACGACGACGUCGCCGUCAGCGUCAUCGUUGUCGUUGUCGCCGCUUGCCACAGCGAAUUUAUCGUCGACAUUUGAGUCGAAGGCUCAUAGAUCAGUUGCCAGCGAAACACCGAAGCAAGCGGUUACCAGCGCAACAACAGCAACAGCAGCAGCAACAAUUGCAAAUUCAACGAUCGCUUUUGCUUAUGAUGAAAAUAACGUAGCUUGUGACGUCACUAGCAAAACUGUUGCAGACGAAACGGCUAAUAACAAUCCACAUAAAGUCGAGCUAAAAUCCGAAUGCGAAACGAAACUAGUUGAAGAGACAGCAACAGGAACAGAAACAACAACAACAACAGCAGCGAGCGAUAAAUAUUACAAAAUCGUUGAUAAGUGUAAAAGUGAGAUAAGUGAUGAAAACACAAUAGCAACAACAACAGCAACAUCAGCUAUUUUGCCGGCUGCAGUGAUAAAUAGUAAUCAGCAAAGCGACGCGAGUGAAAGUGUUGACAACAAAAUCAAAAGUGAAACAAACGUGCAAGAACAAACUACGACUGCAACUGCGACAGCAGCAACAACAGUUGAAUUGCCGUUGCAUUAUCGGGGCUUAAACAAUUCGGUGAUUAUAGCCAACUAUGCACAUCAGCAGCAGCAACAAGCAGAACAACAACAGCAGCAGCAACAAAUUUACGAGCAGCAACAGUAUCUGCAACAGCAAUUGCUAAGCCAACAGCAGCAACAGCAACAUCAGCAACAGCAACAAGAGCAUCACGCCAGCUGGUUGGCCUACAACAAUUGCGCUUACGAUUUAACUAGCAGCAGCAGCAGUGCAGCAACAGCAGCAGCCGCGGCAGCCGCAGCAGCAGCCACACAACAGGAUAAAACUGAAUUAUAUGCACUGGCUGCCUCACAGCAACUUUUGGCUCAUUUUCCCUAUCACAAUCAUCCCCACGCCCUUUUGUACGAGCAGCAACAGCAGCAACCGCAGAGUGCCAACAGCAACAGCAGCACGGAUCCCAUAAUGCGCAACAAUUUUACGCUGUACAGCGUAUAUGGCGGUGGAGGAGGAGGAGGAGGUGGUGGCGUUGGCAGCGCCAUCACACCCACCACACACGAGCAACAGCAGCUGCAACAACAUGUUGCCGCUGUGGCAACAGCAGCAGCAGCCAAUUCAGUCAUUGCGCACACAACGCACGCCCAAACGCCGAACAUCGAUGAGGUGAUUCAGGAUACACUGAAAGACGAGUGCUUCGAGGAGAAUCAUGGCACCAGCUAUCAUAUGCUGACCGCUGUCUCCGAUAUGCAUGUGUUGAAGGACGCAAAUGCAACCAUUUACUCCAUGUCGCACGAUCAGUUGCUGCAACAGCACCAGCAGCAACAGCAGCAGCAGCAUCAACAGCAUCUGCAACAUCAUCAUCAUUUGCAGCAGCAACAUUCGCAUCAUCAUUCGCAGCAGCAACACCAUAACAACAACAAUUCGGCCAGUUCGGUGGGCGGUGAUUCGCCGUCGCCUUCGCACACGCUUGCCGCCGCCCAUGCCAGCGAUGUGGCAACGCUGCAGAGCUUUACCCAAUUAACAAGUGCGCCACCCAGCAGUGGUUUGCAUCGCGAUAGUUAUGGCAGCCUCUCGCCAGGCAGCUAUUUCAGCACACAGCUCAGCCCAGUGCUGCAGACCAGCUCUGUCUAUGCAAGUCCUUUGCUCGCAUCGACCGCCAAUGGCUUGCAGUAUGGCAUGCCAACGGUGUCCUCGCCCACCCUCACACACGCCCAGCUUCAGCAGCAACAUCACCAACAGCACCAACAGCAGCAGCAACAGCAACAUCAUCAGCAUCACAAUUCGACGAGCAGCAGUCCUGGUCCAGUGGGCCAGCUCCACACGAGUGGCUCGACUGCAGCAGGACACAGCUCGCUGCUGGACGAUGGCUAUGGAUCGCCAAAGAGUAGCCAUAGUGGCAACGGCGGCGCAAGUGGGGGUGGUGGCACUUUGCCAGCCUUCCAGCGCAUUGCGCCGACCAGCGGUGCUGCUGGUUAUGGGAAUGGCGUGGCCAAUGGCUCUGGCAGUGGUGCCGAACGUGCUGGCUACGCAUCGCUGCCCAAUUACCGCACACAUGGCGAUGCCUGGAGUACUCAUUAUGAACAAAUGAGCUAUACGCCCAGUGCCAACAGCCAAGGGCAGUUGGGUGGCAACGCUGGUGGUGCAGCGGUUACAAAUGUGAUACGCAAUGGACGCGUUGUUGCCGCAGCCGCAGCCGCUGCUGCUGUCGAUGGUGCCGCCAACGCUGUCGAUCCUGCGCGGGCGUUCCUCGCAUCGGCAUCGCUAACAGCAAUGGCCGCUGAAUCAGGCGGGGAUUUCUAUAAGACCUUCCCAUUUAACGUGAACGCCGGUAGCCGCAUUAAGGCCACAAUAAAUGCCAACAGCGCUGCCGGUGCCGGCGCAGGCUCAACGUCAGCGACAACGUCGUCAGUGACUUCAACGGCGCUCGACGAGCACGUUAGUCGCGCCAAUUCGAGACGCUUGAGCGCCUCUCGACGUGCUGGCAUGUCCUGUUCCAAUUGCCAGACGAGUUACACAUCGCUGUGGCGCCGCAAUCCUGGCGGCGAGCCCGUCUGCAAUGCCUGCGGCCUUUACUUCAAGCUGCACAAUGUGGUGCGUCCGCUGACCAUGAAAAAGGACACCAUACAGAAACGCAAACGUAAACCGAAGGGCACCAAGAGUGAAAAGUCGAAAAAGAUGCGCUCUUCGCAGACGGCAGCCUUGGUUGCCACAAAUACCAAUGCCUGCCACAAUGUGAACAUGCAACAACAGCAAAUGUCGGAUGUCAAUGAUGAAAUGAAACCACUCGCAUAUAUGUCAUACGCAUCGCAGCAACAGCAACAGCUACAGCAGCAACAGCAACUAAACAUUGAGCAACAUUCAUCAGCGGCCAGCUCGCCGCAAUGCAUGGCUUCCUCCUCAUUAUCACCCAAUGCAGCAUCUCAACAACAACAACAACAACUGCAACAGCAGCAGCAGCAGCAACAGCUUUGUGCUGGUUUGGACAUGUCGCCUGCAUCCUCCUAUCAAAUGUCGCCCAUUAACAUGCAACAGCAGCAGCAGCAUCAGCAGCAGCAAUCAUGCAGCAUGCAGCAUUCACCUAGCACGCCCACAUCAGCCAUGUCACAUUCCAUUUAUUCCACACCAUCGCCUACACAGCUUAACAACAACAAUUCACUAUUUAAUCACAACAACAAUAACAAUGAGAAUAACAAACAAAUUAUACAGAAAUAUCUACAAGCUCAACCAAUGCGCAACACCAACGAUCAACAAUUAUUGGCACAGCAGCAACUUAUGCACCUGAUGCCGAACUCCAUUACGGCGGCAGCAGCAGCAGCAGCGGCGGCGGCCAUGAACACGGCAAUCAAAUCGGAGUCGGCCUCCAACAGCAACAACAGCAACAACAGCAGCAGCAACAGCAAGCAAUUAAGUGCCACAACAACAGCAACAACACCGACCACGGCAUCGAGCACACUAUCCUCACUGAGUCACAAUCGCAGCAACAUUAUCAGCCUGCAAAAUCCCUAUCAACAGCUUGGUCAGACGGAGAUGCCCUUGUGUAAAUCGGCGCUAAGCGGACGCACCUCAUCCCCCUACUAUCAUCUAGCUGAGGAGGAGCAACCGGCCAUUAUAAAACUGGAGCAGUUGGAUCACCAACAGCACCAGCAGCAGCAACAACAACAUCAACAACAACAGCAGCAGCAACAUGAUGAAAUGUUACUAAGUCGCUCAACAUCAAUUGAUGAGCACUACGAACUGGCCGCCUAUCAUCGCCAGCAGCAACUGCAGCAGCAACACACUCUACAGCAACAACACGAUCAACAGAUUGCCAGCUAUGCGUUACACGCUGCUGCACAGCAGCAACUGCAUGAAUUUGAACGCAAAUAUGGCGUUGAGCGCGAGACAAUUGUUAAAAUGGAGUAAAUGUCAGUUGAUGCUGAUUGUCAUGACCAAAGAUAUUGUUGUUACAUAAAUCUCACAGCUCCAAAGAAACUUUUAAUCAUUUUUAGUUUAGAAAUUUCAAUUGCGUAUACCAAUAGUUCUCUAAGAACUUGCAACAACUUGCCUAUAAAACCACCAAAACCAAAAAAAAAAAAAAAUAAUAAAAAAGAACGCACUCGUUUUGUACAUAAAUUUAAGCAAAUUGAAUUGAUAUUCCCAUAAGCUAUUCUGUAAAGACGCCCCCCGAACUACUAGGGUUUUGUUAUUUAAAAUAUUAGCUUAAUUUUUAGCGAAAUGCCUGCAGCAUGAUAUUUUCUUGUUGUUGGAUUUUUGUUGUUACGCCCCCAAUACUAUUUUCUGUUAUGGAUAUGAAUAACACAUGAGAUUUCUUACCAUCAAAUUCCAAUUAGAUUCUUAAGUUAUUUUUUUAUUAAUAAGCAAUAAUGAAAAUAUGAAGUAAAACAAUUAUCUCAUGCAAUUUAGUUAGUAACUUAUAACAUUUUAUGUAUUUAAGGCUAAAUUAAGUCUUAGUCUCGUACAACUUUUUACUUCAUUUUGCAAUAUUAUUAUUAUUAUUUUUGAACAAAUAAACGACAAG